AUGGUCUGCCUCUACGCAGAAGCCAUAGUCUGCAUGAAUACAGUGUUUCUUCUGUUUCUCGAUGCCUCUUCCUUCAGCAAUCCCAAACUGCGUGCCCUGGCCACGGCCCUGUCCCCAGGCUUCCUGCGGUUCGGCGGCACUGAGACAGAUUUUCUCAUCUUUGAUCCCAACAAGGAUUCAACUUCAGAAGAAAAAAUCCUCUGGGAACUUCAGGCCCACCAAGAGGCUUGUGGCUCAAGGCCUGCGUUUGCUGCUGUUGAGAACCUACUGCUGGCCCAGUGGCCCAGUCAGGAGAAGCUGAUUCUUGCAGAGCAUAACUGGAAAAAGCACAAAAACACCACCAUUACAAGAAAUACGCUGGAUAUUCUCUACAGCUUUGCAAACUGCUCAGGGUUUCACCUGAUCUUUGGGCUCAACGCCUUGCUGCGGAAAGAUGGCUUGCAGUGGGACAGCUCGAACGCCCGGGCGCUGCUGGACUACUGCGCCUCGCAGAGGUACAACAUCUCCUGGGAGCUCGGGAAUGAGCCCAAUAGCUUCAGGAAGAAAUCUGGCAUCUACAUCGACGGCUUCCAGCUGGGGCAAGAUUUUAUUCGCUUACGCCAACUUCUGAGUGACUAUACCCUCUACCGGCACGCGAUGCUCUGUGGUCCUGAUGUCGGGCAGCCCCGAAAGCACACACAGAGACUGCUGAGGAGCUUCCUGAAAUCGGGAGGGAAGGUGAUCGACUCUGUCACGUGGCACCAUUACUACGUGAACGGACGUAGUGCAACGAGGGAGGAUUUCUUGAGCCCUGAAGUGCUGGAUAGCUUUGCCACAGCUGUACACGAAGUCCUGGAGAUUGUUGGUGGGACUGUGCCCAACAAGAAGGUCUGGCUAGGAGAGACGAGCUCUGCUUACGGAGGGGGAGCUCCCAGGCUGUCCAACACUUAUGUUGCUGGCUUUAUGUGGUUGGACAAACUCGGGCUUUCAGCCAGGCAGGGCAUUGAUGUGGUGAUGAGACAGGUUUUCUUCGGGGCAGGGACCUAUCACUUGGUGGAUGCCAACUUUGAGCCUUUGCCGGACUACUGGCUCUCGCUGCUCUACAAGAAGCUGGUGGGUACCAAGGUGCUGCAGGUCGGCCUGGUGGGAGCCGACAAGAGGAAGCUCCGCGUCUACCUCCACUGCACGAACGCCCUCCACCCAAAGUACAGAGAAGGGGAUGUGACGCUGUUUGCCUUAAACCUCUACAACGUUACCCAACAUUUGCAGCUACCGAGUUACUUAUCGAGCAAGCACGUGGAUCAGUACCUCUUACUGCCGCAUGGCAAAGAGAAUAUACUUUCCAGGUCUAUUGAGCUGAAUGGCCGUGUGCUACGGAUGGUGGAUGACAAAACGCUGCCAGAGCUUAUCGAAAAACCCCUUGGUCCCGGCAGCGUACUCGGCCUUCCAGCCUUCUCUUAUGGCUUUUAUGUUAUCAAAAAUGCCAAAGCUAUUGCUUGCAUUUAA
Messenger RNA from Nipponia nippon (crested ibis), 1485 nucleotides. The record is from RefSeq and is a predicted model, not a curated record. Lineage: Eukaryota; Metazoa; Chordata; Aves; Pelecaniformes; Threskiornithidae.